Messenger RNA from Sciurus carolinensis (gray squirrel), 4728 nucleotides. RefSeq names its product spleen associated tyrosine kinase (gene Syk). Gene Ontology annotation, biological process: B cell receptor signaling pathway; cell differentiation; regulation of platelet aggregation. NCBI's taxonomy places the organism in Eukaryota, Metazoa, Chordata, Mammalia, Rodentia, Sciuridae. Bases 213 to 2102 code for a protein of 629 amino acids. The record is from RefSeq and is a predicted model, not a curated record. Gene Ontology annotation, molecular function: ATP binding; signaling receptor binding; non-membrane spanning protein tyrosine kinase activity. The transcript has 14 exons. Gene Ontology annotation, cellular component: extrinsic component of cytoplasmic side of plasma membrane; cytoplasm.
AAUGAGGAAGCGCGGCGAGUCGGGUGGCUGAGGCGACGCUGGCUACAGAAGAGCAAGGAGGAGCGGGCGGCCGGCGCGGCGUCCCGGCUGUCCCCCCGGACGCGCCUGCUCGAGCCCCGCGCUACCAACGCACUCGCGCCCCGCCUUCGCCCCACCUGGCCCAGGUGUUUCCCUGCCUGUGCCCUGUCACUUCCUGAGGACACGGUGCCGGCAUGGCCAACAGCCCAGCGGAGAGCGCCAACCACCUGCCCUUCUUUUUUGGCAACAUCACCCGGGAGGAGGCGGAAGAUUACCUGGUCCAGGGGGGCAUGACAGAUGGGCUCUACCUGCUGCGUCAGAGUCGCAACUACCUGGGUGGCUUUGCCCUGUCGGUGGCUCACGGCAGGAAGGCACACCACUACACCAUCGAGAGGGAGCUCAAUGGCACCUACGCCAUCUCCGGGGGCAGGACCCACAGCAGCCCUGCCGACCUCUGCCACUACCACUCCCAGGAGUCCGAUGGCCUGGUCUGCCUUCUCCAAAAGCCCUUCAACCGACCCCCCGGGGUGCAACCCAAGACAGGGCCCUUUGAGGACCUGAAGGAAAACCUCAUCCGGGAAUAUGUAAAGCAGACAUGGAACCUGCAGGGGCAGGCUCUGGAACAGGCCAUCAUCAGUCAGAAGCCCCAGCUGGAGAAGCUGAUCGCCACCACAGCACAUGAGAAAAUGCCCUGGUUCCACGGAAAUAUCUCUCGGGAUGAAUCUGAACAGAUUGUCCUUAUAGGAUCAAAGAUAAAUGGAAAAUUUUUGAUCAGAGCCAGAGACAACAAUGGCUCCUACGCCCUGUGCCUGCUGCAUGAAGGGAAGGUGCUGCACUAUCGCAUCGACAAAGACAAGACGGGCAAGCUCUCCAUCCCCGAGGGGAAGAAGUUCGACACACUCUGGCAGCUGGUGGAACAUUAUUCUUACAAGCCAGAUGGUUUGUUAAGAGUUCUUACAGUUCCAUGUCAAAAAAUUGGCGCACAGAUGGCUCAUCCACAUGGUCCAAGUUCUCAUCCUGUGAGUUGGUCAGCGGGUGGAAUAAUCUCAAGAAUCAAAUCAUACUCCUUCCCAAAGCGUGGCCACGGAAAGGCCUCCCCAUCCCGCGGAAGCCGGCCAGAGAGCACUGUGUCCUUCAACCCUUAUGAGCCGGACCGAGUACCCUGGGCUGCAGACAGAGGUCCCCAGAUAGAAGCCAUGCCCAUGGACACAGAGGUGUACGAGAGCCCCUAUGCUGACCCCGAGGAGAUCAGGCCCAAGGAGGUCUACCUGGACCGAAACCUGCUGACUCUGGAGGACAAGGAGCUGGGCUCCGGUAACUUCGGGACUGUGAAGAAGGGCUACUACCAGAUGAAAAAAGUUGUAAAAACGGUGGCUGUGAAAAUACUGAAAAACGAGGCCAAUGACCCCGCCCUGAAGGAUGAGCUGUUAGCAGAAGCGAACGUCAUGCAACAGCUCGACAACCCCUACAUCGUGCGCAUGAUCGGGAUCUGCGAAGCCGAGUCCUGGAUGCUGGUCAUGGAGAUGGCGGAGCUUGGUCCUCUCAACAAGUAUCUGCAGCAGAACAGGCAUGUCAAGGACAAGAACAUCAUAGAGCUGGUUCAUCAGGUUUCCAUGGGAAUGAAAUAUUUGGAGGAGUGCAAUUUUGUGCACAGAGACCUGGCUGCAAGAAAUGUAUUGCUGGUCACUCAACAUUAUGCCAAGAUCAGUGACUUUGGACUUUCCAAAGCCCUGCGUGCAGACGAAAACUACUACAAGGCCCAGACCCACGGGAAGUGGCCCGUGAAGUGGUACGCCCCCGAAUGCAUCAACUACUACAAGUUCUCCAGCAAAAGCGACGUGUGGAGCUUCGGCGUGCUGAUGUGGGAAGCGUUUUCCUACGGGCAGAAGCCCUAUCGAGGGAUGAAAGGAAGUGAAGUUACCACCAUGUUGGAGAAAGGAGAGCGGAUGGGGUGCCCUCCAGGGUGUCCAAGAGAGAUGUAUGAUCUGAUGAACCUGUGCUGGACAUACGAGGUGGAGAAAAGGCCCGCGUUUACAGCGGUGGAACUGCGGCUGCGCAAUUACUACUACGACGUGGUUGGUUAACUAACGGCUCCGGUGCCUGUCCACAGCUGCCUUCAACCCUGCAAUCGCAGGAAAAUGUAUUCAGGUGAAUUGAUUUGCAGCGUUUCCAUUUCCCGGCGCUGGCGGGGAGAGCCGACCCCAGGAUGGAACAUGCUGGGGACUCCUUCAGCAAAACCUGGCCUCGGACUCACACUCCACAAAGCCAACGCCGUCCCAGAAGAAAGGUGGACAACAGGACUUGAGGGGCCCCUGAAUUCCUUUGUGUCGCCUGUCUGUGUGGUUUUCAUGAAGACUGAUUUUACGAUGUUUCUAAAUUCCUUUUAUCAUUCCAGUUCUCUGGGUCCUGGGUUGCAGAAGCCCCUGCAGGUCUGAAGCUCCUGAAAUGAAGAAGGGGAGGGAGUGGCAGAGGGAGCCACUUCCUCUCGAUCAUGAGUCUGACAGCCCAAAACUGAUCCUUAGCCAGAGAAAAGCUGUCCAGAUGAGAAAGUGCUUGCUGUGGGGCUUAAAAAAAAAAAAAAAAAAAAAAAAAAAAAGUUCAGCCAGAGCAGUUUCUAAGCAUGUAGCCAAUUAAUGAAAUAACAAUAACAGUAAUUAACAAUAAAAAGCCUGGGUAUGGCUUUUGCUCUCUGUCAUGGGACAGAAGCAGCAGCUAGAUGAGAAAUGAGAACUGUCAAAGUACAUCAACAGAGCUUACAUCCCCUGAAGUCCUCUCCCCCGCCGGCGGUCUUUAAGAUUGUUCUUUGUGCUUUUAUGGAGACUAAUGAAUGAAGUUCUGCAUGGAGACUGCAUAAGGGAGUCAGGGUGCCGGUCAUCCUGUGCCCAAUCAGGGGCAGCAGAGUGCAUCAGACUGCCAUCUGCUGGGCCAAGCUUUGAGACAAAGUUAACCCUCUACAGAGAGGCUGUGGCCAGAUUUCCAUCUUUUUCUGAACCUGUUUUCUGUUGCUGUAACUGAACACCUGAGACUGGGAAAUUUAUAAAGAAAAAUUGAUCUCUCACAUUUCUAGAGGCUGGAAAAACCAAUUUUCAAGGUGCUAGCACCUGGCAGAGGGCUUCUUGCUGCAUCAUAAUGUGGCAAAAACAUCACAUGAAGAAACAGCAAACAUGCCAACUGGAGUCACUCUUCUUAUGAAGCCACUAAUUCCUCAGAAGACCCCAUUCACAUGACCUCAUCUAGAAGGUCUCACCUCCAAACACCAUUAACAUGUGAAUUCCAGGAUUAAAUUUCCAAUACAUGAACUUUGGGGGACAUAUUCAUACCAGAGCAGAGGGCAACACAGUGGCCAAAGCCAUAUAAAGAGCUUCUAAAGAGAGCAGCAAUCAUAAUAAAACCAAGUACUCUGAUCCUCACCACAAACAGGCCUUACUGAGUGACUUUAGGUUGACAGUGCAAGACCUGAGAAUUCUGUUCAUCUUUGAAUCCUUGACAUACUGCUUAAUCUUAUAUAAAUCAUCACCCACUGAUACCAGUCUUGUGACCCUUGGAAGUUAAAAAACUAGCCAUUAUUUCAAUGCCUGUGGAUCCGUAUAAACUUGACCUAUGUCAUCUUCACAUCGAAGACAUUUUAAAGCAUACGCAUAGCCACGGAGGGCAAGGCAUGGAGGAAGUAGCCAUCGGUACCUUCGCUUAGCCAAAAAAGACAUGAGCUCUUAUGUUAGGAAAUGUUGAGGAACCAGCCACACUCUUUGGAAUUGUGCUUCCUAACCAUUUAAUCACUUUGUUAGCAGAUCCUUGUGUGCCAGAGUCACCGAGCCAAUCCUCAGAGCUCAUUUAGAGCACAUUUACCCUGAAAUUACAAAGAUCGGUAAGGAAGAUCUCUGUUGGUCAAGCCAUUGAUAGAUUUGGGUCAUGAAAGGGAGGGUUGGAUGUGCUAGAUUUGGUACAGCCAUGAGUACUUCUGAGAAAGGCUCUGCCAUUGAGCACUCAAGUCUCCUUCCUUCACCCCAAGUGUGUUUUAAUAAAGGCCACCUGCUCUUAGGGAGCCCACAUGUAGCAUAAGGAUGGCGUUCUUCACCACGUCUUCUUUCUGGUGUGAAUUUCUGGCGUCUUUAACAGCACCCCUCCCAGGAGUCCAGGGCUGACACUCAUCCAGAAUGUGCCAGGGAAAGAGGGACGUAGGAGUCUCACCUCCCUCCCGGUCAUGGGACCAUCCAGUGCCUCUCCCCUCGGGGAGCAGGUUCCUGUGUGCAGAAAGUCCACUGUGACCAGCGAGCAGAGGUCUCAUGUAGUGAAAAUUGUAUCCUCCCAUUGGGAAUAAUCAUCCUUUCCCCUGGUGUCACAAGAAGAAAGGCAGCCCCGUGGAAGAAUUUAGACUGUGGAAAGGACUGAAUUUGGAAGGUUGGGGAAAGAUAUCCAAGUACUUCUAGAGCUUCUGUCCUGGGCUGUGUUUCCUCUUGUGGGUUGCCCCUCUGAAUGUUCUAAACCUCUCUUUCCCAGGGAACAGGACUCACUCCCUGUGCCUGUCACCUUCUGGUCCUUCUUAGCAGGUACUGACUCCCCAGGCUGCCCUGGCUGCAUCCCAUUGACUGUGGAUACCACAGAUACCUCACCCCUGCAUGGCCAAAUGUCUCUAAAGCAAAACACCAUCCGUCCAGUGCUGAGGUGAUUGCUGGUGUUUGCAUUUGAGUGUGUUCUUUCCCCAUCACCCAU